AUGUCCGUCCCCCAAACCAUGAAGGCCGUCUUAGUCGAGAAGCUCGGUGGCCCCGAGGUCCUCGAGUUCAAGCCCAACCACCCUGUCCCCACGCCCAAGGAAGGCCAAGUCCUCGUGAAGAAUAACAUCUCUGGCAUCAACUACAUCGACACGUAUUUCCGCACAGGCCUCUACCCCUCCGCAAAGCCGGAGAUUCUCGGUCGCGAGGGUGCCGGUACCAUUGUCGCUCUGGGCGACGGUCCCAACCCCUACAACUUCCAGGUUGGAGAUCGGGUGGCCUGGCUCAGCACUGGCGGAUAUGCCGAGUACACGGCGGUGCCGAUGGCCAAGACGGUCAAGAUCCCCGAUGGAAUCACAGAUGAGAACCUGAUGGCAUCAUUCCUGAGUGGAUUGACGGUCAUCACGUUGGUGAAGGAGACGUAUCCCGUGCAGAAGGAUGAGUGGGUGUUGGUGCAUGCUGCGGCUGGCGGGGCGGGAACCCUGAUGACGCAGGUGCUGAAGUCCAUUGGUGCUAAGGUCAUCGGAACGGCUGGUGGCCCUGAGAAGUGCCAGCUGGCGAAGAGCCUGGGUGCUGAUGUGGUGAUCGAUUACCGCAGUGAGGAGGGCAAGGAUUGGGUGAAGCAGGUGAAGGAGAUUACGGGUGGAAAGGGAGUUGAUGUUGUCUUUGACUCGGUUGGUAAGGAUACUUGGGAGGGAAGCUUGGAGAGCGUUAAGCGCAAGGGUACUAUUGUUUGGUUUGGAAAUGCUAGUGGCCCGGUGCCGCCUUUGCCGUUGCAGAAACUCUCCCCCAAGUGUGUCAAGGUCGCUCGGCCUCAGCUCUUCGGCUACAUUGAAACCCGUGAGGAGUUCGAGUUCUACGUCAAUGAGCUGUUCUCGCUUCUCCUGUCUAACAACCUCAAGGCCAAGGUCCACAAGGUUUACCCCUUGGAGGAGGUUGCUCAGGCUCACACCGAUCUGGAGGGUAGAAAGACCACCGGCAAGUCGAUGCUGAAGCCCUGA
Molecule: messenger RNA, 999 nt
Organism: Aspergillus niger
Lineage: Eukaryota; Fungi; Ascomycota; Eurotiomycetes; Eurotiales; Aspergillaceae
Exons: 2
Coding region: 1-999 (332 amino acids)
Biological process (GO): cellular response to oxidative stress
Cellular component (GO): cytoplasm
Molecular function (GO): quinone reductase (NADPH) activity; zinc ion binding
Source: RefSeq, a predicted model, not a curated record